AUCAGCCAACAGAAAGUGACAGCUAAUUUUGACACACGUUUUAAUAAUCAUUACCUCGUUUUGCGCUAAUUUUGACAAUACUCCGCGAAUUACUUAUAGAAAUCACCAAAUCCACUACAAAUUAAACUGCAAAAAGUUGUCACUGAAUGAAAAAUUAUACAAUUCUUCCGGGACAGUGCUGUAUCAUUGAGUUCAAGUUAUUUCAUUAGCUUGGUUGUGCCAAAUGUAAGCAGCUGAUGCUACAAGUUGUUUCUUGUUGUUGCUACGUCUUCAGGUGCCUACGUGACUCAUGAACAUGUGUCAAUGGUUGCCAAACCUUUGUCUACAACAAUAAAGCAACAACACGUGCGAUUUGAAAAAAGGCAAAUGCAAAGACAGUGGGGGUAAACAAAAAACCUACCAACUAAACGAACCAAAGAAAGACAAGUCAAUCGGUGCAGCAAAGCGGACUAAAUCAGACGUGUGUUUUUAGCUGAAGUUGGUGUAAAGUAUUUUCGGUGAAGUGCAUUUAUGAUUGAAUAAAUUACACAUUUCUAAACUGUGAUAAAGUUGAUUCAGUUGUGAAACACAAAUAAUUCUGCAACUGCAAAAUUAAUACGUAAACUUAAAAGCUUAUAAAAUAAUACUUUGACUGAUACAAACGGAAAUGACUUCACCGUUCUGUGUUUAGAGACUAAUAUUUACAUUUAAUAUUUUUUUUUUUUGAUUUCUGAAACAAUCAUAAGCAGCAAAAACAAGACAAAAUAUAAAACUUGAGAAGAGUUCAAUGAAACAAAGUGUCUCCGAGUUUGUGUAGAAGAAAUUGCAUCAGACAAAUAAUACAUAUACAUAAAUAUUCAAAUAAAAAACUAACAUCUCGAAGUUUGCGACAAGCCAAGAUAACAAAUAAACAAUUAUAAAGCAGCAACAAAAAAAGAAUACCAAGCACAAUGUUGGAUGUAAUCCAACCCAUCAGCGUGGGCUUAGCGUCGCCAAAUCCAACCACCACCGCAACAUCAACCAACAAUGAAAUCGUAGUGGUACGGGCUAAACCGAAAAAGGUGUUUAAGCCAAAAGCACGAAUCAAUCGCAUUCCACAAUCUUUACUUGAUGAUCCAGUACUUCAGAAGGCCAUCGAUCGUUUACCUUCCAACUACAACUUUGAAUUGCACAAAACCAUCUGGCGCAUACGUGAAAUGAAAGCUAAGCGUGUAGCGUUGCAGUUGCCCGAGGGUUUGCUCAUGUAUUCAAUGAUUAUAAGCGAUAUAAUUCAACGUUUUACCGACGCUGACACCGUCAUCAUGGGGGAUGUUACGUACGGCGCCUGUUGUGUCGACGAUUAUACAGCUAAGGCUUUGGGUGCAGAAUUGCUGGUGCAUUAUGGUCACAGCUGUUUGAUACCAGUUGAUCAAACGAGCGAUAUCAAAGUGCUAUAUGUUUUUGUCGAUAUCAAAAUCGAUCCCUUGCAUUUCAUCGAAUCGAUAAAAUUGAAUUUCAAACCAACUGAUGGUCAAAUAGCACUAGUGAGCACUAUACAAUUUGUAACUACAUUGCAAGCGGCAUCCGCUGAGCUGAAAUCAGCUGGUUAUGAUGUGAUUGUGCCUCAAGCCAAACCCUUAAGCCCAGGCGAAAUAUUAGGUUGCACUUCGCCCGAAUUGCCAGCCAGUACUAAGAAACUAAUUUAUCUAGGCGAUGGACGUUUCCAUUUGGAGUCAGCCAUGAUUGCGAAUCCUUCUUUGAAGGCAUAUAAAUACGAUCCCUAUGAGAAGAAGUUCACCAUCGAAGAAUAUGAUCAUCGCGUUAUGCAGAGCUUCCGUUACCGCGAAAUCGAGCGCGCCAAAGCGGCCAAGAAGUUCGGCAUAAUAGUCGGUACUUUGGGAAGACAAGGCAGUAGUCGGGUGCAUCGAUUUCUCGAAAAACGUUUGCAUGCCAAAGGCUAUGCCACAACAACAAUAUUGCUCUCCGAGAUCUUUCCACAGAAAUUGGCGCUUUUUAACGACAUUGAUGCAUUCGUGCAGAUCGCUUGUCCACGUCUUUCUAUUGAUUGGGGUUCGGCAUUUGCCAAGCCGCUGCUUAAUCCCUACGAAUUGUCUGUGGUGCUAGGAGAUGUGGAAUUUACUCCACAUAACACUGCACCAAAGGGUAAUGCAUAUCCCAUGGAUUUUUAUGCCAGCGGGAGUCUUGGACCAUGGACGCCAAAUUUCAAACCACCAGCUGUGGGCGAAUGCGACAAUAAACCAUCCGAAGCGUGUUGUGGUCGCUGUGUGCGCGCCGAACUAGAAAAGGAUGACAACGAUGCAGCACGGGCGGCUACGAUAGAAGACAUUUUGGACUUCAAAAAGGGAUAAGUAGGAGAUAGCGCAGUUAAACUGAAGUGACGUGAUUACUUAGCUUAGGUUUAAUUAAUUUAGCGGAGAGUUAUAAGCCAGUGCUUGUAAUUUGCUUUCUAUUAGAUAGGGAAGAAGAACAAAAAUGACUUAUCUAAAGUCUAUAAAAUUUAGACUAUAAAUAAUUUUUAUAAAUGUUUGGAUUUUCAUUAUACAUAGAUUUCUUCAACAUAUUAACAUGCUUUAUAGGUAUUUUAAUUUAAUUUUUUUCAUUUUAAUAUU
This is a messenger RNA of Anastrepha ludens (Mexican fruit fly), 2588 nucleotides long. It is a transcript of the gene Dph1, whose product is annotated as 2-(3-amino-3-carboxypropyl)histidine synthase subunit 1. Gene Ontology annotation, molecular function: 2-(3-amino-3-carboxypropyl)histidine synthase activity. Lineage: Eukaryota; Metazoa; Arthropoda; Insecta; Diptera; Tephritidae. The record is from RefSeq and is a predicted model, not a curated record. The transcript is spliced from 2 exons. The coding region runs from base 930 to 2327 and encodes 465 amino acids. Gene Ontology annotation, biological process: protein histidyl modification to diphthamide.